GUUUUCUCAAGGCGCCUGGUUCAACUGUGACCUCGAAGCUCAAGGUAGUUCACUGGGCUUCACUUUUACCCGUCCUGUUUUUCUGCCGUGCAGACUACUUUUUCUGAGUCAAAAAGCUGACGACAUCAGUUGCUGAUCGGAUAUCCGUUGGUUGAGCACAACUUAGUUUAUACAAAGUCGACUAUCUUAAGGUUAGAUUCAUUUGAAUAAUAUUGUUUAGAUCACUUUCUAAUGAAUAAUCCAAUUGAACAGUGCGAAUCUGUUGCAAUUAAUGACACGUCUACCUUGCGAAACACCGUCAAAGAUUUAUGUCACAGGCUAGAGAAAAACCCUUUCGAUUAUAAUGCACACGUACAACUCAUCGAGUGUCUACGAAAAAUAGGCGAUUUCAAGAGACUCAAAACUUCGCGUGAGCGUAUGCACGAAACCUAUCCACUUACUCCAGCACUGUGGCUUCAAUGGAUCGAGGAUGAGCUUAAUAAUGCUUCUACACUUGAAGAAAAGCGACGAGUGGAAAUUCUUUUUAAACGUGCGAUUGAUGAUUAUGAAGAUAUCAAUGUAUGGUUGGAAUACUGUCACUUCGCAAUCUCUACUUCGGAUUUUAGUUCUGCGGAUAGUAUAAAGCAAGCGGAAGUCAUUUUUGAAUCUGCUUUGUCACAUCAAGGACUUAAUGUUGUUGGGGGUUCGAUGCUAUGGGAGAUCUAUCGUGAAUAUCUCACUGUAGUGUGGUCUCAGCUACCACAAGAUCAUAAGGAAAUGAAACUACAACAACUGAAUAAAAUGGACCGUCUAUUUCAGCGUCAACUCAGCAUUCCACAUUUGAAUAUGGAGGAGACAUUAACUGAAUAUAAAACUUUCCUGUCUGAUAUUGGUGUAGAACUAUAUCAACCAAGGGAAAAUUCAGAUUCCUUUGUACCACAAGAAAUCAAAACGGAAUAUGAGAAAGCUUUAGAGCGUUUGGCUGUUAUUUUACCAUUUGAGGAAUCCAUAGAAGAAUCUACUGACAAGUCAGAAGCGGAAUCUGUUUCCAGUUGGAAUACGUAUAUUGAUUGGGCGGUUCAUUGUGCGAAACGAAAAAAGCCUAAAACAUCUAAAAAUACUGAUAGUAAGAAUAAUGAGAACAUUUCUAACAAUUUUGUUGUAUCACCUAAUGAGUUAUGCUGUCUUUUCGAGCGUGCUAUUACAGCACAUUGUUUAGAUACAUCUUUUUGGAUACGUUAUGCAGACUAUGUGGAAUCUCAGCUAGAAACGGAUGUUCUGCGUUUGCAAAAGUUAUUGUCUCGAUCAGUUCGUAAUUGUCCUUGGUGUGUCGAGUUAUGGCAGCGUUAUGCAUUAGUCACUGAAGCUGUGAUUCUUGAAAAUAUUUCAUUCAAAUCAAAUACCAAUGGAACACAACAGGAAUCUGUUUCCAAUGAGUCUGAUCUAUUUAAAGAGGUUGAUGGUAUAUAUGAAACAGCUCUAGCAGCUGGUUUCACUAAUCCAGAUGAUGUAUUGAAAAUUUGGCGUAGUUAUUGUGAUCAUCAUUUGCGUAGACUUCUUUUAUUAGAUAAGAGUUCUUUAUCUUGGGAAUAUCGACUGUCAUUACUUCGAGCAACAUUUGGUCGAGCUAUAGAAUAUUGUUUUGAAUUAUUGCACUCUCAAUCAAAUGUUGAUUGGUCACUUUUAAAUUAUUAUGCAUUUGUUGAAGCAAAGUAUGUGGAAGAUAAAGAGCGUGCUCGUUCUCUUUGGACAAGUUUAAUAAAGUUACCUGGACAUGGGAGUCGAGCUGAAUACUGGAUACCUUAUAUUCAAUUUGAACAGACUUGGGGUGAUAUGAAAAAUUUACUUCGAAUAUGUGCUAUGGCUAUUAAUUCAAUUAAUUUUGACCAAUCAGAAUUAGUAUUUCAAGUGGUUUUACGUGCAGUUGGUGAAACUGGGGUACCUGUUAAACAAUAUAGAGAUAUUAUUACAAAAAUACAUGCACGUCGAGCUUCUUUAAUGGAGUCUGUUAAAGAUGUUCAGUCGACAAAGUCAGAUACUGAGAUACCAGUUAAAUUAAUGGAAACCAAUUUAUCUGGUUCAAGAAAACGAAAACUACCUGAUCAUCAAAAUGAUGCUGCCACGUUAAAAUCAGCCAAAGUAUCAAAACCUAAUCCUACUUCUCAUGGGACAUUUGUUCCACACGAUCCAUCGAAAAAUGAGUUUACUGUAUUUGUAAGUAAUCUUGAUUAUUCAGUCAGUGAGGAACAAAUUCGGCAUACUUUUGAAAAGUGUGGAAAUGUGACAUCUGUUCGUCUUGUACGUGAUUACGCUGGUCGGUCGAAGGGAUUCGCCUAUGUUGAAUUCGAAAAUAAAGAGUCUGUGAAAAAUGCACUUACACUGGAUAGACAAGGAAUUACACGUCCGACCUCAGAAAGUGUGCCAUGUGACCCUGAUAGCCAAAAACAAAAAGAAGAGGAUAAUGCAACAAUUCCAAAACCACCUAAUUGUUAUGAUCGUCCAAUGUUUGUAUCGAUAUGUGAUCCAAGCAGACUUAAAUCAUGUGGAUUUAAAUAUACGGUUGGCAAAAAAGAACCUGAAAAGUUAUUUGUGCGAAAUUUAGAUAAAGCUGUAAAAAAUGAAGAUUUGGAAAAGUUAUUCAAGCAGUAUGGAAAUAUUGUGAGUAUUCGUCUAGCAACAUAUCGUAACGGUGUCCCAAAAGGUCAUGCCUACAUUGAAUUCACGAAUGCAGAUGAUGCCAGUAAAGCGUUAGUUGCCACAAAUGGCUUAGAAUUCAGAAAUAAAAUAUUGUCAGUAUCUAUUAGUGAACCACCUGUACGUGAUGGAAGUGGUCCGCAAGGCUGUAAAUCAAUUACAUCAGAAGAAAAAAAAGUGUUCAAAACCCCCCAAAUUAUUAAUUUGAGUGGUUCUCAUCCCGUCGGAACUAGUGUACGGAAAUCACGAACGCAGUUAGAAUUUUUGCCUCGUGCAGUUCAUCGAACACGUGAAAUUCAAGAUCAAGUGUCAGAAAGUAAGAUGGAUACUGGAACUAUCGACCCUCAAUCAUCCACCGUUACUGGUAGUAAGGAUAAUGAGUACUUUCGAAGACUAUUGAAGUGACGCACGACCUAACUUUUCUCUUGUAAAUUAUUGAAUAUCAAUUUUUAUAAUAAACCCUAUGGUCAGUUUAUUAGCAUCGGUAUCCCAAAACCCAGUUCUUUCUAAGCUUCUUGUUAGCUAAACUUUCUGGUUAGUGCUUUCCUAACCUUCCUAAUAUACUUGAUCAACUGAAAAUACGGAUGAGAUUUCUUAUCGGUUAAAAAUGUGUGUAAUGCGAAAUGUGUAAUUUGACUGUUAAUCAUAAGGAUGUAACACACUGUAAUUAUAAAUUGUAAGCUUGUUCCAUUUUAACGGGUGCUUGAUCAUAAGCUAAUGCUCAAAAUAUAAGGUACAAGUUCUCCUAACGUGUCACAGACGCAUGACAUUUAGACCACAGUACUCAGCCAAGCAUCAAACAGAAUUUGGACUUCAAUCGUCGUUGAAGGCAGUUGGAACGUGAAGUGAUGUUUUGUUGUUUACUGCCUCAAGGAAUCUUAUGUGGCGACUGAGAGCGUUGCUAACAUGUAGUUUUCUAAUGACUAAGCUUUGGCUUCGAUCAGAAUGCUUGGUUAAAACAAGGACGAUAUUCAAAGAUAUCGUUACAACGAAAGCUCCUACUUUUUUCACAUGCUUUUGCUGGAAAUUACCUGAACUGUACUAGACAUCUUACGCUAAUUGAAAUAUCCUUGUUGGCUAAGUUUUUCUAACAUUAUCAUCGUCGUUAAUCUCCCAGGAAUUCGUAUUUCCGUUUUUAAACUACAACAGUUUACUCAACAUAGUCUGUUCUUCCCUAGGAUUCUUCCAUUUAGAAACACUCGUGUGGACUGUGAAGAUCCUGUAUACUGAGAUUAAAUAGGCGUGAAUUUUGCAUUUUGUGAUAAUUUCUUUCGCACAUAUCAUUCCAUCAAGUGCACAACCACGUUAGCUGAACCCGAUACACCGAGAAAAAGCUUCCAUUGGUUAGUUCCUACAGAACUGGUCAACUUGCUCUAAUCCACGAUCUGUUUCAAUUUCCUCAAACAGUGCUUCUACAUUAACGUAAGGAGACUUUGGAUGAAAGUAGGAGAACUCAGGAAAAUUUGUUUUCUUAUGCUAACGAGAACGUGGCUUUCGUUUGAAGUCGAGUGACUUUUUCAUGUCUGACAAGGAGAAAGAGCGGCGAUUUGUGUAUGAGGUUAUUUCGGCUUCACUAUGUCAUUCGAUGAAACUUAUAGAAAAUUCUCUUAUUUGUUGUUUCCCUUUACAUGUAUCGCUUCCCCUGUUACCCUCUAUAUUCAACUACAUGUUCAUUUUUUGUUUCGCUUGUGGUUAUUAUGAUCAUGUCGAUUGUAAUUUUUGAAUGGCUAUCAGCUCCCUGAUAUCCUUGUGGUUUCGUGUUUUUUAACUUAACAUUUCGAUUUUUGGAGGAUGCCAUAAUGGAUGGCCUUAUUACAGGAUAAUCUUGUUUAAGUUGGUUCAUUAAAUCUAUCCCUAAAGGAUAGAGACAUAAUCUCAUUUAUUAUAUGAUCAUUAAUUUGUGGAUUGAAUGCUUACCAUUGGGGGCGAUUUGAUUCGUUAUUUUUUGGAUAGAGCACUAUUACUGGAUUAUUGGGAACCCUUUUAUGUAGUUAGCAACUGAUUAUACAAUCUGUCGCUGAAUUUGACGUUCUUAUCAGUUGGCCAAAAUUUUAUUCUGGCCCAAUUUUGGUUUUUAUAUGUAUUCUUGUUCUUAGCACAUUUAAACUUUUCUACCUACUUACUACGUUACUAUGUACUAACUGUUUCACCCUAUCGCCUUUUAGUAACGUUAAAAUACAGCGCAUUAUAGAAUCAUCUCGGUACAGAUCUAUUAAACCUCAUUGGGUUUAGGAUUUCACAAGGAGUUCUUUUCUCUUCUCAGUAGCACAAAUGAUCAUUUAUACCUCAGUCUACCUAUAUGUGUUAGUACAAUUAGUGUAUCGUUCAUCUAACUAUGAAGACAAUAGUCUCUUAAAUCGGAAUAUCGACCUAAUUUCAAGCCAAUCAUCUACCAAAGGAUCGGGAGGUCAGAACUAGUAUAUGACACGCCACAGCUGUUGCCAAUGAAGAUGCAUAUUUACCCGGACUUAGUCGUGCGGCUAGCUACAAUACGUUUGAAGAUACUGGGGGUCGUAUCUCACUUGUAGUAUCAGUGAGAAACAAUCGGACUAUCCGAAGGUAUGAUUAGAAUCCCGUGUUACUAUAUAUAUUCAAGUUAUAAAACAGUAAGUGCUGUGAUAAAGGGUAGUGCUGUAAGUAGUUUCAGUUUUCGGACUUCUUAGAAAACUAGAGUAGCGUUCACUUAUGAUGUGAAACAAAACAGAUUGAUGGGGCGUGAAUUUGCGACUCUUCGUGUUUCCCUCUGAAUUCAUACCUUGUUGAAAUUUAAAUACGGUUAUCAGGAUGAUUAAUAAACUGAGUCUAAGGAAUAACGUGGAAGCCAAAGCACUACAGGACUGCUUCACUCACUUUAGAAAAAUAAACAACUGGUAUUGUCAAUCACAAGUCAAACGACAUCUAGAAUAGUAAUGAUAAAUUACAUAUAAUAUUAAACAAUAUGGUCAAUAAAAUCGGAUAAAUUAAACCAUUGAUUGAUCAACAGUCAAUACGUUUAUGCAUAUAACUUACAAAAACGACAGAUUAUGUGACUUGAUAAGGAAGUGCAUUUGGGAUACAAUCGGCUGGAGAGUAACGUAGUAGUUUCCAAGGUCGUCUAGUCAUCGCGUGCAAAGCAGAACUCUGUUGUGAAGCGUUUCUUCACACAGCUCGCUCAUGAAGAAACGUUCAGGAACGUGGAUAUGGUAAGGAGGUGGUUGACGCACCGGCGUAGGUCCUCUCUGUUCAACUGAUAGCUGUAUCUGCGUCAUUACGAUUUCUUUAUUUUAGUUCGAACUCAUAUCCGGUAGCUGUGUAAGUGUCAAUCAAAGAAUUUGUAAGUAUCGGUCUGGAUUAUCGGGCAGAGUAAGGAGAAGUAAUUUGAAGAUAAAUUGGCUCUUUCUGUAUUGCGUUCGGAGACCAUAUUCAUCUAACAAUGAUACCAUAAUAUUGUUCCUUAGUAUUCUAUCCACUUCGUUAGGGGGACAUAGAUUAAAUCAAAGCAUAUUUCAUGAACGAUUGGUGAAUUUUUAACCAAUCAGCGCUGGUCGAUACUUGGAAAAGACUACAAUUUCCUCACACAAAAACUAUAAAUAUACUAACGUUUUGUGCUCCUUACUUCCACCUUACCUUGUCAUUUGGAAUAUAAUUUCCUUCCUGUUCAACCGUGUUCUGAUUCAGGGACUUGCCGAGUGCAUUGGUGUCCAAGGAUAUUAAGCAAUAGGAAUAGCCGGGUCGUAAUAAGAGAAUUACAACAGGGUUAUUAAACGAAUGUUAUUUACUUCGUGUAAUAACUUAUCCACUUCGAAAGUAAUUGCGUUGAGUUAAGGCGAGCUCUACUCGUCAUCUACCGCAUCAUUUCUCUGAAGUUCGCUCGUGAAACCGAUCGAUUAAUGCUGAAUGAUAUUGGGGGCUGAAUUUUACUUCUGGAGUACGCUGCUCGAAACUAUCAAAAUCGAUAAAUGUCCAGUCUCUUCUGUCAUAGUAAACAUUCGACCAUUUACAGGAUACAAAUUGCGUUUCCUCUAUCCAGCCAUCUCUACACGUGAUUCCGUUGGAAACAAUCCUCACCAAUUCCUAUAAUACGAUCAAAAUCAAACAAGAAAUCACUGUAGCCAUGAACCGAAGGCAUAGAUCAAGGACAUCACCGACUGCUGUACAAAACCUAGCUUUUGUCAACAGCAAGGAGCAUAGGGUGGCUGUUAGAAAAAUAUAUCAACUACAUGGCUCCCAAAAGGCUGAAAAUCAAAGCUGAAUGUAUCAGAAAAUGCACAGAAUGGGUGCGAUUGUUACACCGGUGUGGUGAUCAGAAUGUGGCCAAAUGUCCACCUCAUCAAUUUAGAGCAACUUUGAAUACAGUACAUGUUACGGAACAAACCUCAUUAUCUUACUAGCGGUCAUCGAUUAGGCGUUCAUCUCAAAUUCAAGUUAGACGUAACGAGCGUUAAGAUGUAAAACGUGCCACUAUAAUAUCACCAACAAAAGCGCAUGAUGGUCUGUGGAGUAUUCGAACUGUAACGUACUAGUCUGGACGAAGCUCUCGGACACUAUGUGUUAAAAUGACGUUAGUUAUCACGUAACAUAAACCUUCAUACUACUGUGAAAAUAAGCGUGUCACAAAAUCCUCGUUCAUUAUACCUUCGUAACUAUGGGUGUCCAUCUUCUUGUCGAUAGAAGAAAUCAGAUAAGUGAUCGAAUAAGACUUUAUUCAGAUCAUGGAACAUAAGAGUUGGAGCUCGAAGUUGUCCUUUUCAAGCUCAAGGUUUUCAACAAUCAAUAUAAAAAUAAGGUAAAUAUAAUGCUACACAAAAUGAUAAAUAAACGAAUACAUGGGUCAUAAUAGUUUGCCGCUACUAAGGUGUUAGCGGCUAACUCCUUACCAAUCAAUCUAAGUUGUCAAAAUACCUCACAACAGUUGAUUCUCCGAGCCUGAUGACUAUAAAUUCCAGAAGUUGAGAGAAUUUAACUAAAGCUCUUCAGGCUCGAUUCCUAGUGAAGACUGUCUUUUUCAGCCUUAUAGGCUGUAAAUGAGAACUGGAUUAGCAUUUGACGGCGAAGAAGCCAAAUAUUGCAUACCCUAAUGUCCAUCUACCUCGAUCAACAAAACACGGUAUAUGACAUAUAGAGGGGCAGAAAUUGUAAUUUCUGUGAUAAUUGUACAUUUGGGCAACGCCAAGGAGUAUUAUGUUUUUGGAAAAACUUCGAAAUUAGACUGAUUGUUCAUAAAUUAUCCGAUUCUGAUCAAGAUUUAUCAUACUUAAGGAUCGACAGGCAGCACUGGUUAGGUAACGGUCAUUUCCAAACCGUCACAAAUGAGAUAUAUCCAGAACCAAACGAUAAGUUGGCAGCUUAUUUUAUGAGCCUCACACCCAUAAGAGUGGUAAACACUUGUAGCUGUAUCGUUUUUUAACCAAACGACCUUGUAAGCUG
Schistosoma bovis is the source of this 8079-nucleotide messenger RNA. The record is from the annotation of a GenBank genome assembly. NCBI's taxonomy places the organism in Eukaryota, Metazoa, Platyhelminthes, Trematoda, Strigeidida, Schistosomatidae.